Aspergillus homomorphus CBS 101889 is the source of this 609-nucleotide messenger RNA. RefSeq lists its product as uncharacterized. The record is from RefSeq and is a predicted model, not a curated record. NCBI's taxonomy places the organism in Eukaryota, Fungi, Ascomycota, Eurotiomycetes, Eurotiales, Aspergillaceae. Bases 234 to 485 code for a protein of 83 amino acids. The transcript is spliced from 2 exons.
UGUCAUUCCCACGCACUGUCCAAAUGACCGCAUAGACGCUCUUGUAUGACCUCACCUUGACAUUUGCUCCCCGACCACGCCCAUUAGAAAUCUCUAUAAAGAGGCCCUCGAAUCCAGCAUCAACCACUUUCUCAUCAGCAACAAUCUUCUCCAUGACCAUCAAGCACCUUAUCCACAAACCGAUUUUCCAAUCCCGCAUUUCAAUCGCCCGAUUCUCCUCCCAAUCGAUCAAAAUGGCCGACAAGUACAAGCCCUCUGAGCACGGUGGUCUCCGCGAGGACGGCCAGCCCGACAAGCGCACCCAGCAGUCCCAGUUCGCCUACGGCAAGGUUGACCCUCACAAGGCCGGUCAGGAAGGAGGCUCCAUCGGCGGCCAGGCCACCGGCAGCCACAGCGGUGGCAGCGCCAAGGGCGAGUUUGCCCAUGGCAAGGUCGAUCCUCACGAGGCCGGCAAGAAGGGCGGCAGCACGCUCGGUGACGAGUAGACCAAGCAUGGCUCACGAUGUGAAACGACCUGGAACAUGACAUGACUCUCGAAUACACGAUCAGGGAUCGAUACAUGUAAUUUAGUGAAUCUCAUGACUUGAGAAUUCGAUUUUUGCACUCAUG